GCGCGCCGCCUGGCCACGGUGGCCGCCUUGGACACGGAGCGCGGAGAGUGGGAGGCGUGGGCCGCGGCCCCCGGCAGCUGCCCUCCUGCGGGCCUCAGCGGUCACACCUGCACCCGCCUCUCCGACCGAGAGCUGCGGGUGGCAGGCAGGGAAGGGGGGAUCCGCACCCAGCGUCGCUAUGGAAGCAUCUACACGUUAAGGCUGGACCCCGGCGCCCGCACCUAUUGUUAUAAGGAAGAAAGGUACCACUCCGUCUCCCGCUCCGGACACUGUGCCGCCCUGCUCCCAGCUUCUGGGCCCCGCCCAGGUCACCAGCUGUGGCUCUUUGGGGGCUGCAACUCUGCUGAACCAGAAGUAGCUGGGCAUUGGAGUCAUGGGAAGAUUAAGGAGGAACCGCCUAUUGCCCCUCGUUUGAUGGAACAGCUUGUAAAGCUUGUGAGCAGUGCGCAGGGGUCCUGGCAGGGCCCUCGGGGACUGCGGCAUCACUCCUGUUCUGUGGUUGGGCCCUUUGCUGUGCUGUUUGGUGGAGAAACUUUGAGCAGAGCUAGAGACACCAUUUGCAAUGACCUCUACAUCUAUGAUACCCGCAGCUCUCCUUCUCUGUGGUUCCACUUCCCCUGUGCGGACCCUGCGCUGAAACGUGUGGGCCAUCAGACCUGCCUUUGGAAUGAUCAGCUUUACCUGGUUGGGGGUUUUGGUGAGGACGGCAGGACGGCCAGCCCACAGGUUUGCACCCUGGACCUCUUUAUCUAAAGAAUGGUGCCAAGACACACUGCCAAGCCACUGUUUUGUUGUAAACUCAUAAAGCAUUAUCACCAGAGCUACCUGCCUCCUUCAAAUGCUUACUAUUAAAUUUCAAUCUAACAGUCAACAUUUGUGUCUGAAACUUUUGGGGUGAUGACUGUAAAUAAGGAGACACAUCUGUUUUGACAGCUGUGGCUCUGUGGUAAGAGCAUCAGCCUGUGGCUUG
Miniopterus natalensis is the source of this 970-nucleotide messenger RNA. RefSeq names its product kelch domain containing 9 (gene KLHDC9). Lineage: Eukaryota; Metazoa; Chordata; Mammalia; Chiroptera; Miniopteridae. Gene Ontology annotation, molecular function: cyclin binding. The record is from RefSeq and is a predicted model, not a curated record.